This is a messenger RNA of Apiotrichum porosum, 1125 nucleotides long. RefSeq lists its product as uncharacterized. Gene Ontology annotation, molecular function: protein binding. The record is from RefSeq and is a predicted model, not a curated record. The transcript has a single exon. Lineage: Eukaryota; Fungi; Basidiomycota; Tremellomycetes; Trichosporonales; Trichosporonaceae. The coding region runs from base 1 to 1125 and encodes 374 amino acids.
AUGGCCCAUGGAUCACAUCCAUACAACUCUCCAAGGGGCUCGGGCCCCUCCACACCGCGCGACUCACGUGCCCCCACCCGCCUCUCCUCUCCCGAUCCACACGGCCUUUCCGGCACUUUCCGUCUUCAUGAUCUCGCCCCAGAACUCCAGAUCCUGAUCUUUCAGUAUCUCGAGGACUUGUCGCCAGCAGAACUCGCCAGCGCAGCUCUUGUGUCUCAUUCAUGGAAUGCACGGCUCACGCCCGCACUGUACGCCUCCGUCUCUGUAUCCAAAGCCAACAGGGAGCGGUUGUUUGUCGGUCUCGGAAUCGACUUUCUGUCGGCGUCGGCCCUCGAGUCUCGCAGCGCUGAGGCGGGCGGAUCAGCUGCGUACGUUAGUAGGCCGAACCGCAAGGCCGAGAUGCUGGGGCAUGUACGGCGGCUCAGCGUGGUCGACCAGGCAGGUGCCCUUGCAUUAGCUGAAGCGCUGUUGGCACACGACCAGCUCUUCCCCGUUCUCGACGAGGUGACACUCGCAGCGCCAGUGUUCCGGCACCUCGUCAACUCGGGUCUUGCGGCAUUUGGACGACCCCGUUCCGGCAGCGCCUUCGUGGGCGAGACCCUCGUUGCUCACCUCCGGCCUAAGCAUCUCCGCAUCGACUACCCCCACUCGCGCAGCGGUGCCGGCGUGUUCGACCCCGUUCUGCUCGCGCGUGUCCUCGCCGUCCUCCUCAUCGACUGGGCACCCGAAAGCGUAGAGUAUCACGGUGUCGGGUCGGAUUUCCCGCCUGUUCUCGGCCCCAUCUCUCGGAUCCACUGCACGCCGUGCUCCCCAUGCUCGGCCAACAGGUGGGACGACCCCGACACGGGCUGUGCAUCGCACGGUGCUCUGGUGCGCAUGCACCUGCGUCGAGUGUUUGGCUUGCAUGCGCGUGACGAGCUCCUCGAGGCCAUUGCCGAAGGUGCAGACCCGACCGACGACGACGACCUCGACCCAGACGCUCUCCCCGAGUCGACGUUCUCCAAGAUCGAGUACUAUGGUGUCCCCUGUAUCGCUGCCAUGGACCGGGAUGCGUUUCUCGACCGGACGUUUGCACACUGGCCCGUCGAGUCGGACGUGGGCGAGCAGGUGUCGUUUUUCGCUUAG